Molecule: messenger RNA, 2874 nt
Organism: Lodderomyces oxycetoniae
Lineage: Eukaryota; Fungi; Ascomycota; Pichiomycetes; Serinales; Debaryomycetaceae
Product: oxysterol-binding protein
Exons: 2
Coding region: 1-2874 (957 amino acids)
Molecular function (GO): oxidoreductase activity; FMN binding; lipid binding
Source: RefSeq, a predicted model, not a curated record
AUGUCAUCUACCACCAAUGCCUCCGAUACGGGCUCGCCUUCUUCUUCUUCAUCCGAUUCUUCACCUUCCAGUGCUUCGACAACAGCUCGUUCAGGUUCAUGGACCUCGUUUUUGAAAUCAAUUGCUUCCUUCAAUGGUGAUUUAUCCUCCUUAACUGCACCUCCAUUCAUUUUAUCACCAACUUCGCUUGUGGAGUAUUCUCAGUACUGGGCAGAACAUCCCGACUUGCUUGUUGCGCCAAACGAACUAACAACUACGGCACAUGCGGAUAAUGACGAAAUCGAAGCAAUGUCCUUGAAAAGAAUGAUUGCGGUUACAAAAUGGUUCAUAUCUACUUUGAAGUCGCAAUAUUGUUCGAGAAAUGAAAGUAUGGGAAGUGAAAAGAAACCAUUAAAUCCAUUUUUGGGUGAAGUUUUUGUUGGUAAAUGGGAAAGUGAAAAAUUGGGAGAAACCUUUUUAUUGAGCGAACAAGUGAGCCACCAUCCUCCGGUUACUGCUUAUGCUAUUGAGAAUCCUAAACACAAUAUCAUAUUACAAGGCUAUAACGGUAUCACCUCGAGCAUUUCAACCUCCUCAAUUAAUAUUAAGCAAUAUGGGCAUGCCUUGUUGGACUAUAAGGACUUGGAAGAAAAUUAUUUGGUGACGUUGCCGCCAUUACAUAUUGAGGGCUUGAUUACAGCGGCACCCUUUGUUGAGUUGGAAGGUACAUCUUAUAUACAGGCAUCGAAUGGAUACUUUGCAGUGAUAGAUUAUAGUGGAAGAGGAUGGGUUACGGGUAAAAAAAAUACAUUUAAGGCUAGAAUAUUCCGCGAUCAAGUAGCAAGCUCGUCGAAAGAAAAUGCAUUGGUAACUAUCAGCGGACAAUGGUCUAGCAAAUCGUAUAUUGGCAAAGGAGGGUCAACGCCAAAUUCCAAACAUUCACCAUUGUUUUACGAUGCCAAAGCAUCCAAAGCCGAACAUUUGAAGGUGAAACCAAUUGAAGAACAGCAAGAUUUCGAAUCGAGAAAAGCAUGGCAAAAAGUUGCUGAGGCAAUUAAGAAAUCCGAUUACAAUUUGAUUUCUUAUGAGAAAUCUCUAAUUGAAAACCACCAAAGAGAAUUGAGAAAGAAGGAACGAGAAGCCGGAACGAAAUGGCAAACAAGAUGGUUUGAUCUUGUCGAUUACAAUGAUGAUAAUGGCGAAACCGACAGUAAUGUUAUACAACCAGAUGAAUUUAUCAACUUGACCAAUUUGGCUAACUUAUCUAUCCACAAUGCACCACUGGGCUCAUUAAAGAAGUCCAAAUAUGAUCAAGGCGAAGCUAAGCAUUGGAGAUUCAAUAAAGAAAAAUGGGAAAAUGAUGAUAUGAAUCUCAAGGUGUUGCAAUUAGUGAAAACAGCGAUUUUCAAGUACGUUCCAGUUAUUAUGGCGCCUGCAAGUGAUAAAACAAUUGUUAUUGGGUCUGGUUUAGCGGGUUUAACGGCUACGCUUGAAUUGAUCUCCCAAAAUCACAAAGUUAUCUUAUUGGAGAAGACCGAUAAGUUGGGCGGGAACUCGGCCAAGGCAUCAUCUGGUAUUAAUGGAGUGCCUACAAUCUACCAACAUAAUGACGAUACCGUUGAGAUUUUCAAAGAGGAUACUUUGAAAUCAGGAAAGGGGCUCUCCAAUGUGGCUUUGGUUGAUAAGUUAACUACACAAUCUAGCAGUGCCAUUGAAUGGUUGACUAAAGAUUUGCAAGUUGACCUUUCCCUGGUGGCUCAACUCGGAGGACACUCAUUUGCCCGGACUCAUAAGGGGGCUGGAAAAUUGCCGCCUGGUUUUGCAAUUAUUAAGGGUAUUACAACAAAAAUUGAGGAGUUGCAAUCAGCUACUCCUGAGAUAUUGACGAUUUUGAAGAAUAGUCAACUCGAAAAAAUCUUGUAUGAGGACCAUAGAAUUCAAGGAGUCCAAUACAAGGAUUUGAAAACUGAUAAAGUUGAUACCAUUUUUGGAGACAACUUAAUCCUUGCUACUGGAGGAUUUUCGGCAGACUUUCAGUCUUUAGAUACUUCGUUACUUCAAAAGUAUAGACCAGAUUUAUUGAAAUUUCCUACUUCAAAUGGCCAACAGACAACUGGUGAUGGCCAGAAAAUAGCCGAAAGAGAUGUCGAUGCAGAGUUAAUUCAUAUGGAUCAAAUUCAGGUACAUCCCACAGGGUUUAUCAAUCUUAAGGAUGUUACGUCGAAAUGGAAAUUCCUUUGCGGCGAGGUGAUGAGAGGAAUUGGUGGAGUAUUGUUAUCACCACAAGGAUCACGGUUUACUGAUGAAUUGAGUACAAGGAAUGUUGUCACCAGUGCUAUUUUACAUAAUUGUGAGAUAAAAAGAGAAAAUGAGUAUGGCUUUCCUAUAGGAUCAUUUGCAUCUAUAUUAGUAAUUAGUGAGGAUGACUACCCAAAGGCCAAGAAUCACAUUGAUUUUUAUGAGUUUCAGGGAUUAUUGAAAAAGGGAUCUGUUAAUGAUUUGCUUGAGAUAUUACACAAGAUUGACCCCGUAAACACAGCGUUAACAAUUGAAGAUGUGUCAAAGACUUUUGUAGAAUACAAUAAUGCCAUCUCAAAAGAUGGUGGUGAUGGCGACGUCCAUGGCCGUAAGGUAUUCGGUAGUCCUUUUGGUAAACAAUUUUACUUUGGAUUGACCACACCAGUCUUGCAUUUUGCUAUGGGAGGCAUAAAGAUUGAUGAGCAUGCUAGAGUAAUUGAUAAACAGGGAAAUACGAUAGAGAACUUGUACGCGAUCGGUGAGGUAAGUGGUGGGUUACAUGGAGGAAACAGAUUAGGCGGUAGUUCCUUAUUGGAAUCUGUUGUUUUUGGUAAGGAAGCUAGUCAUCACAUCAACAGCAAAAGCAAAAGCGAAUAG